This is a messenger RNA of Symbiodinium pilosum, 313 nucleotides long. Lineage: Eukaryota; Dinophyceae; Suessiales; Symbiodiniaceae. The record is from the annotation of a GenBank genome assembly.
GCCUACAGAUCCGCCGAAUUCGUGGGAAAUCCUCGGAGUGGACUUCGCCUUGGAGCAGACUGAGGAUCUGCGCGUGGACGCGAAAGUCCUGGAUUGGAAUUACGGCCCAGGACUGGCUUUUGGACGGCAGCUGAAGAACGGACAGGAGAAGACUCUCGCCUUCCUGCAGGAGUCGUACCGAAUCCUUCAUGAACUGCACAGGCUCCGGGUAGCUGGCCGCGCAAGCGCUUGGCGGGAGCAUAUACCCUUGUCCCGUUUGAGAGUGCUCUUUGAUGCCAGUGAUGCUGCCCGGCAGCCGGCAUGGUGUGCUUGA